AUGCCUCGCAGGAAGAAGAGCAACAGCCCGUCUCGCAAAGCCCAACUGUCAUUCCUGGAAAGGCCCCUGGAGGGUCCCAAGCUCGGUGGAGGCUCCCCGAGGCCCUGCCCUGCGCCUUCGCGGAUUGUGCCUCGGCGGCCAAUAAACCCUGAGGCCCGCCUAGCCUGGGUUUCCCCCCAGUUUAAGAAGCCCCCGGGCAGCUGGCUGCCCGUAGGCCGCAAGCCACAGCCGCCCUCGCGCCGCAGCCUGCCCUUCCAGGUCGGAGGCUCAUCUCGGCGGCGGCGGCGGCGUUGGCGGCGGUUCCAUUGGCUUCCGCCCUUGCCUUUAAAGAGCCUCCACCACGGGCCGGGUACAAACCCGGGCUCCGAGACUUCCUUCCGGGAGGCCUCAACCCGGCAAAACGCUCCCCGCUUGGAUGGGGCCGAGGAGGCUGGAAGGCCGCCGACUCUGCCACCCAACCCCAGGAGCUGUGACCCUCUGCAGCCUGACCCCCUUGACAAGAUUGCAGGUUUGCGCGUGGCCACGAGCGAUGUUGCUGCAACUUCGAGGGAUCAAGGAUUGGGGCACUGCCCCCUUAAUCUGGACCGGCCCCAGACCCCACCAUCAUGCCAGCCCCCUCUGGUCGUGGACACUCCGGAAGAGAAAUACGGCGUAAAGGUCACCUGGAGAAGACGAUUUCACUUGGUCUCCUAUCUUCGGGAGAGAGGGAAACUCAGUUUGAACCAGAUUUUCGUGUCGAAGUCUGGGGAAGCUCUCAAGCCCUAG
Messenger RNA from Antechinus flavipes (yellow-footed antechinus), 765 nucleotides. Its product is annotated as RAD9, HUS1, RAD1-interacting nuclear orphan protein 1-like. The transcript has a single exon. Gene Ontology annotation, cellular component: nucleus; chromosome. Gene Ontology annotation, biological process: DNA damage checkpoint signaling; recombinational repair; cellular response to ionizing radiation. The record is from RefSeq and is a predicted model, not a curated record. Lineage: Eukaryota; Metazoa; Chordata; Mammalia; Dasyuromorphia; Dasyuridae. The coding region runs from base 1 to 765 and encodes 254 amino acids.